GUCGGUGAGAAGAGGCUCUUUAUUUAAGCCUUGUUCGUCACACGCCCAGAAAUCAAAGAACAAAGGCCGUUUCUCCGUCGUUCGACACUUCUCAUUUGAACAUCUAAAUCUACAGGGAGCUCUCACGUUCAGAUUAUCUCAGAGAACGAAAAAGUGCUUUUCUGUGUGCUUGUGUGACUGAAAGGUAGUGCCACGAUGGCUGGCUCUGCGAGAGCUGCUGGUGCUCUGGUUGUAUUAGCAAUCGUCACCUUCGGAUGUCUAUUCGCAAUUUCUAUUGCGAAAGAGGAGGCUACCAAGUUGGGAACUGUCAUUGGGAUAGACCUUGGAACAACGUACUCUUGUGUCGGUGUUUACAAGAAUGGCCAUGUUGAAAUAAUAGCCAAUGACCAAGGAAACCGGAUCACCCCAUCUUGGGUAGCUUUCACAGAGAGUGAGAGACUAAUCGGUGAGGCUGCAAAGAACCAGGCAGCUGUGAAUGCCGAAAGGACUGUCUUUGAUGUUAAGAGGCUUAUCGGGCGAAAGUUCCAGGACAAGGAGGUCCAAAAGGACAUGAAGCUUGUUCCGUAUAAGAUUGUGAACAAGGAUGGAAAACCUUAUAUCCAAGUGAACAUUAAGGAUGGAGAGACCAAGGUCUUCAGCCCUGAGGAAGUCAGUGCCAUGAUUUUGAUCAAGAUGAAGGAAACUGCUGAAGCAUUCCUUGGGAAGAAAAUCAAGGACGCCGUAGUUACAGUUCCUGCAUACUUCAAUGAUGCCCAGAGGCAAGCCACCAAGGAUGCUGGUGUAAUUGCAGGGCUCAAUGUUGCUAGAAUUAUCAACGAACCAACUGCUGCAGCUAUUGCCUAUGGGUUGGACAAGAAAGGCGGUGAGAAGAACAUUCUGGUCUUUGACCUUGGUGGUGGAACAUUUGAUGUCAGUAUCUUGACGAUUGACAAUGGUGUUUUUGAGGUUCUUUCUACCAAUGGAGACACCCACUUGGGAGGUGAGGAUUUUGACCAGAGGAUCAUGGAAUACUUCAUCAAAUUGAUCAAGAAAAAGCACAGUAAGGACAUCAGCAAGGACAACAGGGCCCUUGGUAAGCUAAGGAGAGAAGCUGAGCGUGCAAAGAGAGCUCUGAGUAGUCAGCACCAGGUUCGCGUGGAGAUUGAAUCGCUCUUUGAUGGUGUCGAUUUCUCUGAGCCACUGACCAGAGCUCGCUUUGAAGAGUUGAACAAUGAUUUGUUCAGAAAGACCAUGGGACCUGUGAAGAAGGCAAUGGAAGAUGCUGGAUUGGAGAAAAACCAGAUUGAUGAGAUCGUCCUUGUCGGUGGCAGCACCAGAAUUCCUAAGGUUCAGCAGUUAUUGAGGGACUACUUUGAUGGAAAGGAGCCUAACAAGGGUGUUAACCCUGAUGAGGCAGUUGCUUAUGGAGCUGCGGUACAAGGAGGCAUCUUGAGUGGAGAGGGUGGGGAUGAAACCAAAGAUAUCCUUCUCCUGGAUGUGGCUCCACUUACCCUUGGUAUCGAAACUGUUGGUGGAGUGAUGACCAAGUUGAUUCCAAGGAACACAGUCAUCCCAACCAAGAAAUCACAAGUAUUCACCACAUACCAGGAUCAGCAGACCAUUGUAUCCAUUCAGGUCUUCGAAGGUGAAAGGAGUCUCACAAAGGACUGCAGAUUGCUUGGGAAAUUUGAUCUCAGUGGAGUUCCUCCAGCUCCAAGGGGCACCCCCCAAAUUGAGGUCACUUUUGAAGUUGAUGCAAAUGGUAUCCUUAACGUCAAGGCCGAAGACAAGGGCACUGGUAAAUCAGAGAAGAUCACCAUCACAAAUGACAAGGGUCGUCUGAGCCAGGAAGAAAUUGAACGCAUGGUUCGUGAAGCAGAAGAGUUUGCAGAGGAGGACAAGAAGGUUAAAGAAAAGAUUGAUGCUCGUAACGCAUUGGAGACAUAUGUCUACAACAUGAAAAACCAGAUCAAUGACAAGGACAAGCUUGCAGACAAGCUGGAGUCUGAUGAGAAGGAGAAAAUUGAAACCGCUACCAAGGAGGCCCUCGAAUGGCUUGAUGACAACCAGAGCGCUGAGAAAGAGGACUAUGACGAGAAGCUCAAAGAGGUGGAGGCUGUUUGCAACCCCAUCAUCACUGCUGUGUAUCAAAGGUCUGGUGGAGCCCCAGGUGGUGAAGCAACUGAGGACGAUGAUUCACAUGAUGAACUUUAAAUCUUUUUCAUUGACCUCUGAGAGUGAGCAGGAAGGAGAGGGAGGAUAUAGGCUAGGGUUACUUGAGGAUACUGUAAUUUUUCAAAAUGCUUGAUGGGAAAUUAACCUUCCCGUCCUUGGCAUGUCUUUUUUGAGUAAGAUACAUUUUAUAGAUCUUUCUGUGUUUUGUACUUUUUUGGUUCGUUAUAUUGAUCAACUCAUUUACAUGUUCUUUUAUG
Tripterygium wilfordii is the source of this 2411-nucleotide messenger RNA. Its product is annotated as luminal-binding protein 5. NCBI's taxonomy places the organism in Eukaryota, Viridiplantae, Streptophyta, Magnoliopsida, Celastrales, Celastraceae. Gene Ontology annotation, cellular component: nucleus; endoplasmic reticulum lumen; membrane. Gene Ontology annotation, biological process: endoplasmic reticulum unfolded protein response; protein refolding; cellular response to unfolded protein. The transcript has 8 exons. Gene Ontology annotation, molecular function: misfolded protein binding; ATP hydrolysis activity; ATP binding. The record is from RefSeq and is a predicted model, not a curated record. Bases 196 to 2193 code for a protein of 665 amino acids.